Fukomys damarensis (Damara mole-rat) is the source of this 3194-nucleotide messenger RNA. RefSeq names its product protein tyrosine phosphatase non-receptor type 7 (gene Ptpn7). The transcript is spliced from 10 exons. Gene Ontology annotation, biological process: protein dephosphorylation. The record is from RefSeq and is a predicted model, not a curated record. Gene Ontology annotation, molecular function: protein tyrosine phosphatase activity. NCBI's taxonomy places the organism in Eukaryota, Metazoa, Chordata, Mammalia, Rodentia, Bathyergidae. Bases 673 to 1989 code for a protein of 438 amino acids.
UUCGCCUGAGCCUCCUCCCCACGGGCCAGCAGACGGCCAGCCCCUGCCCCUGCCCCUGCCAUGUGCCCCCUGCACCCCUGUGCCUAUUUAUUGUACAUCAUUUCUUUUUUGCUGUCACCUUUUGACAGCUGAAUCAGAGAAGUAGGAGGAAGAGAGGAUUGGGAUUGUGCAUGUCGGGGGCCGGGGAGGGAAGGGAGUCAGGAAUGUUACAAGGUAAAAGGAGCCACACAAAGACCAUGACCACAAAGCAGCUGGGCUGUGGGCCAGCAAGAGGCCUUCAAAAGCCAGGCAGAGAUGGGGGGCUGUGGAAGCCUGGACUUGGAAGCCACUCCCCAGGCCCCAGGCAGCAGGUGGUCCAGCAGCAGAGAGGACACCACAGAAGUGGGUCCUGGCGUCCAUCCACCUGUAAGUCUUCUGAAGAUGUGAGUGUUCUGAGAAGAGGCCCAGAGGGGCGGAGGGCCCUGGGCGCCUCCAGACUCUCCUCCAGGUCAGCUCUGCCAUCUGCCCCCUGGGGGCGCUGAGCCAGGCAGGGCAAGGGAGCCGAGCACAGCAAGGGCUCGCGGCCUGCAGAGAGGCUUCUGGCCUGGGCCUGGGCACUUCCUUCGCGUGCAGAACAGGAUUCCUGCCCGCUCCUCCACCACCUCACGUCUGUGCCACAUCUGCUCUGGGAAGAUGUGUCCUGUGCUUGGCCGUGAAUCCCAAGGCUUGAAGCAGCAAGGGCUUCCAAGGAGAGCACUCGGAUGGAAUCAGAGACGCAGAAACAAGUGGCUAAGGCACACAGCAUGGCUGAGUGAGCUGCUCUGGGCCAGCACACACCCCAGCAUGGUCCAGGACUGUGGGGGACGCUCCAGAGAACAGCCGUGGGCCUCUUCUCUGGGGGCAGCCAUGACCCAGCCUGUGCCCACCAAAGCACCAGCCAAGAAGCAUGUACGGCUGCAGGAGAGGCGGGGCUCCAAUGUGGCUCUGAUGCUGGACGUGAGGUCCCUGGGCACCGUGGAACCCAUCUGCUCAGUGAACACACCCCGUGAGGUCACCCUACACUUUCUGCGCACAGCUGGACACCCCCUUACCCGCUGGGCCCUGCAGCACCAACCGCCCAGCCCCAAGCAGCUGGAGGAGGAAUUCUUGAUCCCCUCAAACUUUGUCAGCCCUGAAGACUUGGAUAUCCCUGGCCACGCCUCCAAAGACCGAUACAAGACCAUCUUACCAAACCCCCAGAGCCGUGUCUGUCUUGGCCGGGCACAGAGCCAGGAGGAUGGAGACUACAUCAAUGCCAACUACAUCCGAGGCUACGACGGGCAGGAGAAGGUCUACAUCGCGACCCAGGGCCCCAUGCCCAACACCGUAUCGGACUUCUGGGAGAUGGUGUGGCAGGAAGAUGUGUGUCUCAUCAUCAUGCUCACGCAGCUCCGCGAGAGCAAGGAGAAAUGUGUCCACUACUGGCCCACAGAAGAGGAAACUUAUGGACCCUUCCGGAUCCGCACCCAGGACAUGAAGGAGUGCCCGGAAUACACUGUGCGGCAGCUCAGCGUCCAGCUCCAGGAGAAAUGCCGCUCAGUAAAGCACAUCCUCUUCUCGGCCUGGCCAGACCACCAGACCCCGGAAUCGGCUGGACCCCUGCUGCGACUGGUGGCCGAGGUGGACGAGAGCCCGGAGACAGCCAUCAACUCUGGGCCCAUCGUGGUCCACUGCAGUGCAGGGAUUGGCCGGACCGGCUGCUUUAUUGCCACCCGAAUUGGCUGCCAGCAGCUGAAGGCCCGAGCAGAAGUGGACAUUCUGGGCAUCGUGUGCCAACUGCGGCUGGACAGGUGGGUCCAGAGGGGGGAUGAUCCAAACCACAGAGCAGUACCAGUUCCUGCAUCACACUUUGGCCCUGUACGCAGCGCAGCUGCCCCAGGAGCCCAGCCCCUAACCUCCCCACUGCCAACCUCCCUCCAGGACUGGGGAAGUGGGCCGUGUGACCUGGGGUGCCCCAGCCUGCUCUGGUGAGGGGAAGACAUCUCAGCCAAGGGGAGGAGCCAGGCUCCUGGUCUUGCCCAUGGCCCCCUGGAAGCAUGAGGAGCCUCUGGUGCCUGAAUUUAAAGAAGGGAGCUGUCAGACUGAGAAAGAAGCCCAGAUGCACUGAUCUUCUCCAAGAUCCUCAUCUAUGACAUGGACACAAGUGCUUUGCUGCCACGAGGGAAGCGGCCCAGAAAGCUCCCAGAAGUCAUCCCGGCUCUGUCCCCUCUUCCUCAGCCUCAUCCUCCACCCAGUCCCUGCCCAAAUGUAGGCCAGAGGCAGGAGCUGGGAAAAGUCCAGUCUUGACCUCGGUCAGAUUCUCAACAUCUUAGCAACUGUGCCCCACACAUCUGUGAUUGCUGGAUGAACUCCCCAGAAGAGAAUCAGGACCCAGACUGGCCCUGCUUUCACAGCUGUGAACUGGGAGGAGACCACGGAGUUGACCAGGCCUGGCAGUAGAAAUCUUUAGAAGAGGGAACAUGGGGGAAUCAUUCAGAGGCUGGGAGAGCUGACCCUGCUUCCCUAGUCACCCCAGCCACGCUCUUGGGUCCCACGCUGGGUCCCCACUUUGCUUCCUGAUACCCAGGAAGUGCCAAAGGUAAAGGAGAGGAAAUGAAGAGUUGGUCUGCUUUGAGAAAACCCAUACCUGCCGUAAUCCCAGAAACCUGACUCCUCUCAUCCUUCUUGGCAUCAGCCAAUCCCCAUGGGGCCCCUGAUCUAUCUCAGGGCUGAACUGCACCCCACAGGAAGCUACCCAAGCCCUCAGCCUUCCGUGGCCCCAGACAGGAUGCCUCUGGGGAUGCAGGUAAGGCACCCUUCUCCACAGCCCUCAGCAGGCAUCUGCCUGGACUGGGCUCGGCUCCUGAGGAACCCUUGUCUUGGAGAGUGGCCGAGCUCCCCCUCGGUGACAUCUCAGUGCUGCCACUGAGGUACUUUGCAUGCUUCUGCCUGGCCUUACUGAGGAGCUCCAUCUCUGGGCCCUGGGAGGGCCUCCCUUGCACUCUGCCUGUGGAGGUUCUGUCUACUCCCAAGCUCAGUGGAGGCUCUCAAGUGCCUGGUCCUGCUGAUCAUACUCAGUCUGCAGGGAGGCAGCUGCGUCUCCCUGUGGGCACAGCUCCCCACACUGUCACCCACUGUCCCUGUCCAGAGCCCAAAGGGUACAAGCUCUUGAAAAGUAACCAAGUGGAAAAAAUAAA